UAGCCAUGUUGGCGUCGUGCACCUUCAUACUUGCUUUGUCGGUUGCGACGUUUGUGCACACCAACUCCUUCACACGCAACAUUCCGGGCGAGAAAGUGUAUUGUGAGUAACCAUUUGUUUAGCAUCGAGUAAUUUCCUCAAUCCAUGCGUCUUCAAAGCCUUCAUAGACAAAGAUUUCCCAGAACACUUGCCGCUCGACCUUCCUGCCGUGCUCAUGACAAUGGAGGAAACCUGACAUUUGGGAUUUCCGGACCUGACGACAGUGAGGAGUGGGCAACAACUGUAACGUACGGAUUUGGAUACUUGCGCCUAGGCCAAGAGCAAAGACGCUUUGCGCUAUCAAUGUGGCAUCAGCUCCAUUGCCUGCGUCUGAUGCAGACAGCCUUGAACGGAUCAUGAUCAAGGCAUUCGAGGGUAUAUGCAGCCCUGUCUCACAUACCUCCGGCAGAUGAUCCUCUGUAACCCCGACUUGACGCUUGAGCCCGCUGAUGUGCUCACUUGGGACCACGAGAUCAAGCGAACAGGUGCUACCCAUGUCUGUAAAGAUUGGUCAAAAGUGCACGAUGCGAUGCGACGUAAUUAUAACGAUACUGUGCCUAGAAAGAUGCAGGAUAAUCACGGUAAUCCAUGAGGUCUUG
Messenger RNA from Guyanagaster necrorhizus, 638 nucleotides. RefSeq lists its product as uncharacterized. The transcript has a single exon. Lineage: Eukaryota; Fungi; Basidiomycota; Agaricomycetes; Agaricales; Physalacriaceae. The record is from RefSeq and is a predicted model, not a curated record. Bases 419 to 631 code for a protein of 70 amino acids. Gene Ontology annotation, biological process: mycotoxin biosynthetic process.